AAGAACACUUUGUCAUUUUGGUUAGCUCCACUCUUAAAUAGCCAAUCAACGGUAAUUUAGAAUAAAACUGACUACAGAAGAGAGAAGAAGAAAAUCAAAGAAGAAAUUUUUAGUGGGUAGAGCAAACAGAAAUGAUCUGAAAGCCAGCACAAUUCAGAGGUUCACACAGACUCUUUCUCUGAAGGAAAACCAAUGCCUUUAUAUACCUCUCCAUUUCUUCUUUACCCGUCACCAACUGCUCCAACUGUCAACUGCCAUUUCCCUCGUCGACGCGGCGCCACGUGCCCUUCAUCUUCUCUACGGCGCCGUUUCACCUCCAAAGUGAAACCCUUUCUCCCACUUCCACUCCAUUCCGCCAAGGUUUUCAGAAAACCCAAUUUGCAGUGCUCGGCCUCCUCCUUAUCCAUGUCUGCAGAGGAGUCCGCUUCGACCUCUCAGGGUAGCUUGUUGUAUUCAAGGGCAUUAUGGGUUAGUGAAUCAAUUAUUGCUUGGAAUGUGUAUGUUGGAAAUGGUUCCUGCUAUUUAUUGGCCAGUAAAACUGCUGCUUUAUCUCUUACAAGUGAUGGAAUUCUAGGUGAGGAUGUAAAAGUUAAGCUUGAAGAAGAUAAGCACGGGCUUCCAGAAAAUGUGAAAGAAAAAUUUCCUCAUAUCAAAGAUUACAGAGCUUUUAAUGUGCCCCCUGAUUUGGACGCCAAACCUCUUCUCAAAUGCCAAUUGGCUGUUGCUACUUUCAAUUCUGAUGGAAGGUGCAGUGAUGCUACUGGUCUGCAAUUACCUGGUAUCCUAGAUGACUUGUUCUCAUAUAAUGGUCCCCUUGGUGCACUUUAUUCAAAACAAUCAGUGUCACUUUACCUUUGGGCGCCUACGGCUCAGGAAGUAUGUGUUUGCAUUUAUAGGGAUCCAUCAGGUGGGAGUCCCCUAGAAGUAGUGCAACUUGAGGAAUUUAAUGGCGUUUGGAGUACUAAAGGACCAAAAAGUUGGGAAGGCUGCUAUUACGUGUAUGAAGUGUCUGUAUAUCAUCCUAGCACCUUGAGAAUUGAAAAAUGCUAUGCAAACGAUCCAUAUGCGAGAGGGCUCUCAUCAGAUGGCAGGCGGACAUUGUUGGUCAAUCUUGAUUCUGAUAAUAUAAAACCUGAAGGAUGGGAUAAUUUGGUAGAUGAGAAACCUGAUAUACUUUCUUUUUCCGACAUAAGUAUUUAUGAGUUGCACAUAAGAGAUUUCAGUGCCAGUGACCAGGCUGUGCAUCCUGAAUUUCGUGGUGGAUAUCUUGCCUUCACUUUGCAGGUAAUUCUGGUGCCUAAAGGAAGCUAUGCAAGUAAUGCAAAUGGUACAUACCGUGCAAUUGAGUUUAGGAAGAUGGUUCAGGCGCUUAACCGUUUUGGCCUUCGCGUUGUCUUGGACGUUGUUUACAAUCACUUGCAUGGUAGUGGGCCCGUUGAUGAUAAUUCUGUUCUUGAUAAGAUUGUUCCAGGAUACUACUUGAGAAGAAAUGCAGAUGGCUUUAUUGAGCAUAGUACAUGUGUGAACAACACUGCUAGUGAGCAUUUUAUGGUUGAGCGCUUAAUUGUUGAUGAUCUAUUGCACUGGGCAGUUGAUUAUAAGGUUGAUGGGUUCCGGUUUGAUCUUAUGGGUCAUAUAAUGAGAAGAACAAUGGUGAAAGCAAAAGAUGCACUCUGCAGCCUAACAAAGGAAAGGGAUGGAGUUGAUGGUUCAAGUAUCUACAUAUAUGGUGAAGGAUGGGAUUUUGGUGAAGUUGCCAACAAUGGGCGCGGAAUAAAUGCCUCGCAGAUCAACAUUCAUGGAACUGGAAUCGGGAGUUUUAAUGAUCGAAUACGGGAUGCGAUACUUGGUGGAUCUCCAUUUGGCCAUCCUCUUCAGCAAGGAUUUGUGACUGGACUACUCUUGCAGCCUAAUGGUCACGAUCAUGGUCCAGAAGCUGUUGCAGAACACAUGCUUGCUGAAUCAAAGGAUCAUAUUCAGGUUGGCAUGGCUGCAAAUCUGAGGGACUUUGUUCUAACCAAUUGUGAAGGGAAAGAGGUAAAAGGAUCAGAAGUAUUGACAUAUGGUGGGACACCUGUAGCAUAUACUUUAUGUCCUACUGAAACUAUCAAUUAUGUUUCAGCUCAUGACAAUGAAACUCUGUUUGACAUAGUGAGUCUGAAGACUCCAAUGGCAAUUUCUGUAGAGGAGAGAUGCAGGAUAAAUCAUUUGGCGACAAGUAUAAUAGCACUAGCACAGGGAAUACCAUUUUUCCACUCCGGCGAUGAGAUACUGCGGUCGAAAUCACUUGAUCGUGACUCGUACAAUUCUGGUGAUUGGUUCAAUAGUAAGCCUCAGAAGAGUCACAUCAUCACUGCUGUGGAAAAUUUCUCAAAUUUGUUACGUAUUAGGUACUCUUCGCCACUUUUCCGUUUGAGGACGGCAAAUGCUAUUCAGGAACGGGUACGUUUCCACAAUACUGGCCCUUCACUGGUCCCUGGAGUCAUAGUAAUGAGCAUUGAAGAUGGUCAUGAAGGAGUGCCAGGGUUAUCUCAGCUGGAUCCAAUCUACUCAUACAUUGUGGUUAUCGUCAAUGCAUGUCCAACUGAGGUGUCAUUUGCAAGUCCUUCUCUUCAGGCUCGUACUCUCCAAUUGCAUCCUGAGCAGGUAAUGUCAACUGAUGAAAUUGUCAAGAGAUCUACGUACAACGCUUCCGUAGGAUGUUUUACUGUGCCUCCAAGGACUACGUCCGUGUUCGUUGAGCCUAGGGGAGUUUGAGUAGCUCUGCUGUAGACAUGGUCCGCUAAGGAUGUCAUAAGUUUUGAGUGCCAUGGUUGACUAGAGUAUGGUUCAUAUCUACUUGUUGGCGUACGCUUAGCCUCAACAUCAGUGGUUUUGGUUCUGCUGUGGAGGAGUGGGAGAGGCAAAACCCAAUGAUUUUCUUUUUAGGCACUCAUAAGUGUUCAGUGGAAAACUGAAAAAAUAUACAAACACAAGUUGUAUAAAAAUUGGGCAACUCUAUUUGCAUCUAGCGAUGCACAAAAUGCACUCUCUAAAUAUUGAGAUAAUGCACGACGAGUUUUGUUUAAUAAA
Prunus avium (sweet cherry) is the source of this 3072-nucleotide messenger RNA. Lineage: Eukaryota; Viridiplantae; Streptophyta; Magnoliopsida; Rosales; Rosaceae. The record is from RefSeq and is a predicted model, not a curated record.